Messenger RNA from Aspergillus melleus, 330 nucleotides. Its product is annotated as DNA repair protein rad52. Gene Ontology annotation, cellular component: nucleus. Gene Ontology annotation, biological process: mitotic recombination; double-strand break repair via single-strand annealing; double-strand break repair via homologous recombination. The coding region runs from base 1 to 330 and encodes 109 amino acids. Lineage: Eukaryota; Fungi; Ascomycota; Eurotiomycetes; Eurotiales; Aspergillaceae. The record is from RefSeq and is a predicted model, not a curated record. The transcript has a single exon.
AUGAUGCCAAACGCAAACGGAUCUACUACCGGGAACCCUUUUGAGGAACCUCAGCGACGCAUGAACGAAUACACGGCUCAAGAAAUCGCUACACUGCAAUCACGCCUAGAUAAGAAAUUGGGUCCUGAAUACAUCUCGUCGAGACCAGGGGCGGCUGGACAAAGGGUGCAUUAUCUGUCCGCCGACAAAUGCAUCAAUCUGGCGAAUGAAGUGUUCGGCUUUAAUGGCUGGUCCAGCUCGAUACAAAAUAUUCAGAUCGAUUUCGUAUGUCUCGUGGCAAUCACCCGCGGGGUCGACCGCUUUGGGAACCUCCAUGCUGACCUUGAAUAG